CAUUACAUCGAAAACGUUGUAAAAAAAAUGGCUGCCGUAGAAAGCACUAACAUGUCAUUAAUGCAGUCAGAAGAACCGCUUAAACUAUCUGAUUUAUUAGAUCGAGGAUGGAAACUAUAUGAGGAGGUGGACACCACAAAUGAUCCCAUCGCAGCCACCCAUAUCCAGGUCAAAAUCAAGCGUGGGAUAACGCAACUUGAAGUGGCAACGCGAAUGGUGGCCCAACUCGACUUGUUCAGCCGAAAUGAGGAUUUGGAGGAGGUAGCAACCACAGAUCUGAAGUAUCUUAUGUUGCCUGCCUUCCUGGGGGCUCUAACUAUGAAGCAAGUGAACCUGGCAAAACGACUAGAUCACGUUCAGAUAGCUAGAUGUUACUUUUUGGACUUCUUGAAAAGAUGUAAGGAGUAUAACAUAUCAAAGUUUGAACUACCCAAAAUCAUUGAAAACUCUGCUGACAUACCAGAAGAAGAAUCUGCAAAUGGGCAACCCAAACCUCCAGACCUAAUUGCGAUGGCAACAGUUAGAGCGGCAAAGAUAGAAAGAUACAAACAGAGGAAGGACACAGAGGCCAAGCUAUCAGAGAUCAAGGCAGCAGUGGACAGUGGGCAGGCAGACGACGAGAUAGUCCGAAACUUUUACCUCCUCAAUGUGAGGAAAUGGAUUGCUGUAUCCCUGGAGGAGAUAGAGAGCAUUGACCAGGAAAUGGAGAUUUUGACCAGGAUGGAUGUUCUAAAACAGAGUUCAGCAGAGCCAUUACACUCUAAAAGGCCUCCCAUGAAACCCUUCAUUCUCACCAAAGAUGCUGUUCAGGCCCGAGUAUUUGGGGCAGGCUAUCCCAGCCUACCUACUAUGUCAGUGGAUGACUGGUAUGAACAGCACAGGAAGAAAAAUGCCUUGCCAGACCAGGGGAUCCCACGCAGCGCUGAGGACUUUGAUGCAGAAGAGCGAGAACAAGAAGAGAAAGAGAAGCGGGUUGAAAACGACGAUGAGGAGGCCUUGCAGAAAGCUAGAGACUGGGACAGCUGGAAGGAUACGCAUCGGAGAGGCUAUGGGAACCGUAAAAACAUGGGCUAACAACCAUCUAACAAAGCAACAGUGCCAUGCCUGGUCUGCAGUGUUCAUCUACUCUCUGUCCCUCUGUAAUACAUAAAAACGUUGCUGGUGUGUAGAGAAACAUGGUCUUGAAGAAAAGGGAGGUUUAUACAAUCCCAGACAGAAACGGUGUAAGUGUCUGUUUAUGGUCUCUUUUUAUUCUGAUGCUGCAAAUCARGGCUUUAAUUGUGGCCGUAUCAGAGGAAAAUGAUUUAUUGGCAGCCAUUAAUAUUAUCUGCAGGUUCCAUACUAAUAUACAACCAAGUAUUUCCACCAAGGCGUAGUCUGUCGAGAUGGUGCAGUGCUAUGCUUGAGAAGAUUAGUAAAGUGAAUUUGAUGAUCAAUUGAUUAACAGCUGUUCCCAAGUGGAUUCAUAUUUCCUGAGAGUAUCCAASAGUACUUAGAGAGACUUUGUGAAAAACUACAGAGGUGGUGGUAACAAUCMACAGUUCCAAAAAACUGCUAUUGUAUAUUGUCAUCCAAGCUUAAUGUGUUUAGUGAUGGAAAAGGUAGCUUGUGUGCUUAUACAGUCUCCUGAAAUGUGGCUCUAUACUCCAGCAUUUUGGUUUUGAGAAUAGUUGUUUUCUGAUCAGGUGACAGUACAGAAUGUCACCUUUUGUUUUGAGGGUGUUUUCAUAGCUGUUUUGCCGUUUAGAAUUAAUUUGAAGUCCUAAGUAUUUUGACAGAUUCACUUAGUGUAUUCAAAAGUUGGGUAUUUGGACCCAUUUUUACGUUUACAUUUUAGUCAUUUAGCAGACACACCUAUCCGGAGCGACUUAGUGCAUUCAACCACGUAUCUCAGACAAAGUAAGUACAUUUUUGUCAAAGUGUUAUUGUGCAGUUUGUUUUGGUUGUGCUGUGGCUUAUGUUUUGCCCAAUAAUAACUGAAUGGGGUACAACAAAAUAUGUGGGAGGUUAGCAUUUUUUUGGGGGGGGGGUUAUGAUCUUUGUAACCUCACUCAUCAUUAUUCAUUCAUGAUUAUCCAUAAUCAUGGUAUCCACAUGAAUGUCGAAGUAUUCAGAAAGAUCUAUUCUUACAAUAAAAAUGAAAGUGACUCCAAAAUGGCACAAGUCGAUCCCGGUCCCUGAAUUCACCAUUCUGUUCCUAUUGGGCAAAACCGCAAAUGCAUCCAAGUUUGUAGUAGCUUGAUGUAGCCAUUGUGUGUGAGGAAUAUGGGACCAAAUACUAAACUUUUGACUACUUUAAUACACUAUAAGUGAAUUUGUCCAAAUAGUUAUGACUUUUUUAAAUGGGGGACUAGAUAUAUUAAUUUAUUUAAUUUUUUAAUUGUACAACAGACCCUCGCUGCUGGCAUUCUGUAUUGUCGCCUAAUAUGAAACAUUCUCAAAUCUAAAAUACUGGAGUAUAGAGCCACGUUUAAAAUGGUUUGCUUCACUGUCAGAAUACAUAUGGAGUAUAUACAAUAUUUUUCCCUCUGAUUGAUGUCCAUUGUAACACUGAAUAAUGGUUUUGUAAUACAGGUGUGAUGCACUUAAUUACAGAGAGCCACUCCCUUUUCAUCUUGUUUUGCUGAAUACUUUUUUGUUGUUAAAUAACUUGUGUGACAGCCAAUUUGCUCUUUUCUCAAAAUAUAUGGCUGACUCAUUUGAUUUCUUUCCCACCUCUUACACAUGUACAGUUUGAACAGGCACUGAUUUUGACAGACUUGGUCGAUUCCUUUGUCAGAGUUGAUAAUGACUAGUGGUUGGUCUAUUUUUUACAGAAUAGCAGGAAUGCUGUGUGCAAAACCUGCAUGGUUCCCAUUGUAACAACAAAUUAUUUGAGUGUUUUGUACUUUUCUCAUUGUUUCUUAAAGAAGUUGCUAGUGUGUAUAAAAAAUAUGGAUACAGUCCAGAAUAAAUAUGAUAAGCUGCUAUGGCCAAGCAAAUUGUUAUUGGCACACUGAUAUUCACACGCACAAAAUGUGCAUGAAUCAAAAUCAUAUAUAUAUUGAACAUGACUAAUAUUGCUCCCAUGUAACUUGAUAUGUGUCUUUUGGUGAAAGCAUCAAUUGUGAUCUCAAAAUGUAUUUCUGUUUCGAAGCCAAUUAAAUCAAUAUAUUGGA
Salvelinus sp. IW2-2015 is the source of this 3158-nucleotide messenger RNA. RefSeq names its product immunoglobulin-binding protein 1. The record is from RefSeq and is a predicted model, not a curated record. NCBI's taxonomy places the organism in Eukaryota, Metazoa, Chordata, Actinopteri, Salmoniformes, Salmonidae. Gene Ontology annotation, molecular function: protein phosphatase 2A binding. Gene Ontology annotation, cellular component: cytosol. Gene Ontology annotation, biological process: regulation of signal transduction; regulation of dephosphorylation.